Nezara viridula (southern green stink bug) is the source of this 1738-nucleotide messenger RNA. The record is from the annotation of a GenBank genome assembly. NCBI's taxonomy places the organism in Eukaryota, Metazoa, Arthropoda, Insecta, Hemiptera, Pentatomidae.
GGUUUAUCUUAUCACUUCUGUUUUGAACUUCAUUACACUGUGCCAUAAGUAGGUUUGCCACAUGAUUAAAAUUGAAUUGUCUAUUUGACUGAAUGUGUCACAAUGGAUUGUGGUGAAGCAACUAAUCAGAAAAAAAUAGCACUAAUUACUGGUAUUACUGGUCAGGAUGGUUCGUAUUUAGCAGAGUUUCUGAUAAGCAAAGGAUAUUUCGUUCAUGGGAUUAUUCGUCGUUCCAGUUCAUUUAACACUGGAAGACUUGAACAUUUAUAUUCAAAGCCAGCUGCUCAUCAUGGUGGUCAGAUAAAAUUACACUAUGGGGAUAUGACUGAUAGCAGUAGUUUAGUAAAAAUAAUAAGUGAAGUAAAACCAGCAGAGAUAUAUAAUCUAGCUGCACAAACUCAUGUUAAAGUCUCAUUUGAUUUGAGUGAAUAUACAGCUGAAGUAGAUGGAGUUGGAACAUUGAGACUUUUAGAUGCUAUAAAAACAUGUGGUAUGGAGAAAAAAGUUAAAUUUUACCAAGCAUCAACUUCAGAAUUGUAUGGCAAAGUUCAAGAAAUACCACAAAAAGAAACUACUCCUUUUUAUCCAAGAUCGCCAUAUGCUUGUGCUAAGCUUUAUGCAUUCUGGGUAGUAAUCAACUAUAGGGAAGCAUAUGGCAUGUUUGCCUGCAAUGGAAUACUUUUUAAUCAUGAAAGUCCAAGAAGAGGAGAAAACUUUGUGACGCGAAAGAUAACCCGAUCAGUAGCAAAAAUAUCAUUAGGGUUACUUGAUUAUUUUGAACUGGGAAAUUUGGAUUCAAAAAGAGAUUGGGGGCAUGCUAAAGAUUAUGUUGAGGCCAUGUGGUUAAUGCUGCAGUAUGAAAAACCAGAUGAUUUUGUUGUUGCGACCGGUGAAGCUCAUAGUGUUCGCGAAUUUGUUGAAGAAUCAUUUCGGUAUAUUGGAGUAGAAAUAAUUUGGGAAGGGAGUGGUUUAAACGAAGUUGGAAAGGAAAAAGAAUCAGGAAUUAUUAGGGUAAAAGUGAACCCUAAAUAUUUCCGCCCAACUGAAGUGGAAUCGUUAUUGGGUGACUCAACUAAAGUGAGAGAAACUUUAGGCUGGAAGCCAAGGCUCAAUUUCCAGGAACUUGUGAAAGAUAUGAUGAAAGCUGAUAUUAAAUUAAUGACAGCAAAUCCUAAUGCUUAAGUGAAAGGCAUGAAAGUGUGAGUUCUCUAAAUCUUUAGGAAGUAUAUAUGGAAACUGAUAGUUUCCCUUUAUCAAAAUAUGCCAUAUUUAAGAAUGAAACAAAUGUUUAAAAUAUUACUGACAUCACAUUAAGUUGUUGAUCUCAGUUCUAGUGAUUAUUAUUACUGAUGCACAGAAGAAUGUUACAAUUAAUGCUGCAUUGAUAUCUCUUCAGCCUGGCUAAGGCAAUUUGGCUCCGGGUAUGGAUUUGAUCUUUAUAAAUUGUAGCAGUAUGUUGGCCCCAGAUGUAUGAAUAAUUUCAGAAGUUUCUUGUAAAAAAAUAAUGUUCAAAAGUUACUACUCAGGCCUGUUAAAAUCUUUGUUGUAUUUAAUUCUUUUUAUUAUUUAUACCUUCCAUUAGCCACUUCCCUUUUUUGUAACAAAAAUAAGUCAUAUGCCAUGUGAUUAGUGCUCUUUUAAUUCUCCCUAUUGAGUUAUGCAUUAUAGGUUGUUAACUUUGUUUCUACCUUUUCACACCUCUUUGGCAAAGAGGUGUGAAAAGAUAUUUAGAAUAAAG